AUGUCAACCGAGACGAGCUUGUUAACCAGCUCCGGGAAUAAAGAAAAUAUUUUACGAUCGCAAUUAGGUGAAAUCUCCCUCAGACUUUUGGAUUUCUCUCACAAACCCAUACCAGCACACACUUUACAUGAAAGCCUACUCGAGAAGUUUCGGGAAAAUGAUGUGAAUGUGUUAACCCACACCAAACUGGAAAUGCAUUUUCAUUCUUUACGUAAUUCUCAUAAAAUUCCGUCUGGAGUGACUGCUGUGAAUGAGAAAAAAUAUUCUCCCAACAAUCGUCUCGAAACAAAAACGAAUGUCUGGGCAUGUUUUGCAUUUCUAUCUACUUCCUAG
This is a messenger RNA of Clunio marinus, 333 nucleotides long. Lineage: Eukaryota; Metazoa; Arthropoda; Insecta; Diptera; Chironomidae. The record is from the annotation of a GenBank genome assembly.